This is a messenger RNA of Anopheles nili, 4083 nucleotides long. It is a transcript of the gene ksr, whose product is annotated as kinase suppressor of Ras 1. Gene Ontology annotation, biological process: protein phosphorylation. The coding region runs from base 1 to 3618 and encodes 1205 amino acids. Lineage: Eukaryota; Metazoa; Arthropoda; Insecta; Diptera; Culicidae. The record is from RefSeq and is a predicted model, not a curated record. The transcript has 2 exons. Gene Ontology annotation, molecular function: protein kinase activity; ATP binding.
AUGAUGCCCAACAAUAAUUCCGGUGAGCUUAAGGCUGGCCCGGGCCCGGCAAACGAUGCCGGUGCCGGCGAGGAUGGCGGUGAUGGAGCCACUGGGGACAACAGUGAGGUAAAUAUUCGCCGGGGCCUAGAUGUGAUACAGAGCAUGAUCGAUAUAUCCGCCGAUCGGCUCGAGGGCCUGCGGACGCAGUGCGCUACGAGCGCCGAGCUGACGCAGCAGGAAAUCCGCACGCUCGAGACGAAGCUCGUGAAGCUGUUUUCCGAUCUAUUGAUUACGAAAUCGAAGCUUCCGGAACGGCUGCCCGCGCAGGGUCUUUCCGCAACCGGAAACGAACUCAAGCAAUGGCUCAGAGUUGUUGGUCUGAGCUGUGCAUCACUCAACGCUGUGAUACAACAGGUCAGCACGCUGGAAGGAUUGCUGGAGAAGGACGAAAAGGAACUGCGGACAAUCAUGGGCAAUAACGUGUACGUCCGGGAAGAGGAAAUGAAGCGACUGACGCGUGCCUGCGGCAACCUGAGACGAUGCCACGAACAUCUCGAAAGCUCUGCUACCGACGGUGGUGGCCGCAAGGGCACGGAACCGCACGAUCUCUUCUGGGAUUCGUGGGACCGUCAGCCUGCCUGCCAUAGGACGUCACCUCGCGUCAACCGCUCGCUGGGUGGCAACAAGUGCGCCACCAGCAAGCAGAGUGCCAUUGCCUCCGGGACCUAUCACAGCCAGCGUCACAAUAAUGGGCCUCCGCCCGGAGGCGAUUCGCAUGCGACACUCCAACAAGCUUCACCCGCAAACAUGGGGAUCGCAGCUGGUGUCACUAUCAGCCCGCAGGCAGAGGACAGCAUGACGGCACAUCAUUCGCAGGAAGCGGCUUUGCUGAAUCCGCAUCACGCAAUUUCUCCGGACGAAGCUUCCACAAGUGGUUGCACGCCCUCACCAUCGCCACCGAACUCGCCCUCCAACGUGUUGCUGCAUAACAACAAGCAAAACCGACGUGGAUUCCCUACGACGCCUCCUCCUAAGCGAAAGCAUCAGACAUCGUUGCUUUCCUUUUCAGCUUCGUCCUGCUCACCGUCGACGGUGGUUUCGUCGUGCUCUUCGACUGCGGCAAGUGCGAGUAACACCACCAUCACGACCAGUAGUGCAUCGGCCACCGGGGAGGCAGGAACGGCGUUGACGAAAUCGAAAUCUCACGAGUCGCAGUUUGGUCAGCAAGGAGGCAGUGCAGCGGGCACUGGCCCUGGGGUCGCAAACAACAAUAACAGCCAUGCCAGCAGCAGCACCGGCAACAACAGCAACAGCAUUAACCACAUUAAUAACAACAUUCCGUCGACGAUGGUCGCGCUGGGCGAUGGUUCCCUAACGACAACGGUCAGCACGGGCAUACUAGCACCCGGGGGCACUAGCAGCAUCGCGGGAACAACGUUUGUAUCCCAGCAGCAGCAAAGAUUGAUGGGCAAUGGAAGUGCCAACCGGAUGGGGACGUUUCCUCGCAGCCGGCUGCAUACGGAACCCACGAUCACGGGUAGCGGUAGUAGCAGCAACAGUAGCACAAGCCACGUCUUGAAUGCUGCAAGUGAUCAUCAUCACCCUCAUCACCUGCUGCAUCAUCAUCAUCAUUCUCAUCAACCAGCGGCCCAGUCGCAUCAUCACUACCUUCAUCAUCUGCAGCAGCAGCAAGCCCCAGGAAGCAACAGCAAUCCGGGAAUGGCUUCGGAAGCGGGAGAGCCUGGUACGAACAUGGAUCCGGGUGUACCGCCACAUCCACUCGGUGGUACGUCCAUGGUUACGGCUGUGACGUCCGCCGUGCCGCCUAAAUCGCCCUGCACGCCCAUCAUCACGCGCGGCAUGGGCCACAUAAUACAGCAUCGGUUUACGAAAAAAUUCAAAGUCACCAAAAGCACUUGCGAUCUGUGCCUCAAGCAAAUGUUUUUUGGCUUCAAGUGCACCGAGUGCAAGUACCGCUGCCACAAGGACUGCAAAUCGAACGUACCGCCCUCGUGCGGUCUUCCGCAGGAGUUUGUGGACGAGUUUAAGAAAUCGCUCCAAUCUGAUACGCUCCUGUCGGCGAGUGUGUCCCCCAACAUUGGCCGCAGUGGAGGUGGCGUGACGAGCGGUGGCAUCAUGUAUGGAGGUAGCCGUGGUGAUCCUAACAAACCCGGCAUGGCUCGAGGUCCGAUGCAUGCUAUCCAUGCGUGCGGAGGAGGUCCCGAUAGCAGCUCGGCCGGUUCCAGUUGUAAUAGCUCGUCACCUUCCAGCCCGGCGUUGCUGUCGCUGCCCCCACAAACACCCGCCACGUCCAAGUAUUUGCAGUUCAACUUUCCAGAGGUCCCAAGCGGUGCAGGUGGCACGAGCUCAUCAUUAAUGUCAACUGCUAGCGGUGGCUCAAUGGCGAUGAGUGCCGGGAGCGACCGUGGAGGAAGCGGUGGCAUCAUGAUCGAAACGCAUCCCAUCGGCGGAGGUCCCGGCGGUGGUUCUGGCGGUUCGUGUGGGCUCGGCGGAAGCCUUGGUAGCAGCGGAGGGUACACCAUGGACAACAGCGUCGAGAUACCAAAGCUGCAGUUUUCCGACAUUCCCGAUCAUAGCGUACCCGGCGGUAGUGAGGACAAAACCGGAUCGGCCAGUGCGACGAGCACCGAUUCGUCUUCCGAUCGGACACCGAUAAGGCUCGAUUCGGCGGAGGAGCGCGACCACGAAAGUAGCUGGCCACGACAAAACUCGCUCUCGCUUAAAGAGUGGGACAUUCCGUACGAUGAUCUGCAUCUGAAGGAGAAAAUCGGCAACGGACGCUUCGGCACCGUCCACCGGGCGCUCUGGCACGGCGACGUGGCCGUGAAACUGCUAAAAGAGGACUAUGUGGCCGACGAGAGGACGCUGGAAGCGUUCAAACUGGAGGUCGCCACCUUCAAAAAGACACGCCACGAAAAUGUGGUGCUCUUUAUGGGCGCUUGUAUGAAGCCGCCGCGACUUGCUAUCGUAACGUCGCUGUGCAAGGGCAACACGCUCUAUACGCACAUCCACCUGCGUAAAGACAAGUUUAAUCUGAACCGUACCACGCUGGUGGCGCAGCAGAUUUCGCAAGGCAUGGGCUACCUGCACGCGCGCGGCAUCGUGCACAAGGACCUGAAGACGAAAAACAUUUUUCUCGAAAAUGGCAAAGUGAUCAUCACGGACUUUGGCCUAUUUAGCGCAACCAAGCUGCUGUACUGCGAUCUCGGGCUGGGCAUACCCGGUGGCUGGCUGUGCUACCUGGCGCCGGAACUAAUGCGCAACCUAACACCGCACCGACCGAACGAGGGAGAUCUUCCGUUCUCGAAGGAUUCGGACAUUUUCGCGUUCGGCACUGUGUGGUACGAGCUGCUGUGCGGGGAAUUUCCAUUCAAAUCGCAACCAGCGGAAUCGAUCAUCUGGCAGGUGGGACGCGGCAUGAAGCAAACGCUGGCCAACCUGCAGGCAUCGCGUGAUGUAAAGGACAUACUGAUGCACUGCUGGAGCUACCAUCCAGACGAUAGGCCCGAUUUUGCCAAACUGCUGACGCAGCUCGAACGGUUACCCAAGAAACGGCUAGCCCGGUCACCUUCCCAUCCGGUGCAACUGUCGCGCUCAGCAGAAUCGGUGUUUUAGGUGGCGGAAAUGUAGCAGCGCUAGCAGAAACCAAAAAUGGAUGCAAAACAUCCAUCCAACCGAUUGAUUUGCGGACACGUGUACACUCUGUACACAUUAUUCUAAGUUGUUCCGCUCCCUACAGGAUAACCAAACGCCGUGCGAGAAAGCAUGAUAACCAACUUCUAGACACCCAUCCGAUUGGGGCUCACAUCGGUUGCUCCCUCACUGCAUCGCACGGUGAAACACACACAUUGCGGGUGUUGAGAAUAGACAGACAAAAACGCGAACGUGAAGCAAACGCGCCGCUGCAUCGUAAAAGAGAUGUAAAACGCGCUAAGUUCGAGGCUACGACGAAACGGCGCUGGUAAGCAAAGCAGCCGGUCGAAGGGGCGGAAAUCGUUAAAAACACGACAACAUAACAACAAAUUAAUCACAUCAUUGGAUCAGAGUUGUAAUCUAAAAUAGCUUCAAAGUUGAAUAAAG